GGUUUGCCUUCUUUCUGUUAUUGCAGGCAAAAGGCUGGGAAAAGGAGGCGUUGCGUUUGCUCCGGUGGUAUUGAUCGCUUUUUGCUCGGGCUGGAACUCGUCGGGACGCUGCAUGCCAGUCUGGGCCGCCCACCCGCCAACCCACUCCACCCUCCGCUUUCCGUUCCCUUCCUUUUGGCCGGGAAGAGUUUUCUUUGUAUUUCUGCUUGGCAAUGCACAAGGAUCGCGCAGACACAACGGCCAGCGGCAGGAGGAACUUCCCAAGCAGGAACCUAAUGGCUGCUAAAGGAAAAAUCUAAAGACCAAAGUCUCUCUACCCCUACCCCGUAUCGCCCCAUCCUGCCAGGGGAAGGAGGGCUGCCAAGCGAGCUAGAGGAAGCUGGUAACCAUGGGUUGGCACUGAUGCCUGCUUGCCUGCCCCCGGUGGGAGAAUUCAGAGGUUCUCCCUCCCCAGGGGCUCUGCAGACGGAGAGUGUGUGACAGCAGCCGCAGCAAAAGAAGCAGAAGUAGAAGAGGAGGAGGAAAGGAAGGAAGGAACAAAACCCUCAAACCAACAACUCCCCAAGCAGUGCUUUGAACUUCCCUUGGACUCUCGAUUGCACUUUUCCUUGCAGAUUUUAUUUUCAUAGAGAUUCAUUCUCCUUAUCCUUACUGCAGUUUUGGAGAGGUGUGUUGUAGCUCUCUCUUUAAAAUCGAUCUACACACGCACACAGAACUAUUUUUGGCCAGUAUCAUGGCGAUGAAGGGGGCUGCCGCAAGCACCGGGAUCUUGUUAGUAACCGCCAACGUUGGAUCCUUGUUUGAUGAUCCAGAAAAUUUGCAGAAGAAUUGGCUUCGGGAGUUUUAUCAGGAGGUCCAAACCCUGGCUAAUGAGAUUAAAACAGAAGCCAACCACUCUGCUCACCAAGAGAUCCACAAAACAUCAGGCAGGGUGCAGCAUGAGAAAUAUGGUGGAAGUGAUAGGCAUCCAAUGCUUUGCCUGGCAGCAAUCUUCUGGUCUAUCCAUGGAAGUGAAGGUUGUGCAUGCACACAAACCCCACUUCAUGGCGUUGCACUGUCAGGAAUUUGGUGGGAAGAAUUAUGAAGCAUCCAUGUCUCACGUGGACAAGUUUGUUAAAGAAUUGUUAUCAAGUGAUGCUAUGAAAGACUACAACAGAGCCCGGGUUUACUUGGAUGAGAACUUCAAGUCGCAGGAACAUUUUACAGCGCUGGGAAGUUUUUACUUUCUGCAUGAAUCCUUGAAAAACAUUUACCAGUUUGACUUUAAAGCUAAGAAAUAUAAAAAGGUUAUGGGGAAAGAAAUCUACUCAGACACAUUAGAAAGUACGCCUAUGCUGGAAAAAGAGAAGUUUCCACAGGAUUAUUUCCCAGAGUGUAAAUGGUCCAGAAAAGGAUUCAUACGAACAAGGUGGUGUAUUACUGACUGUGCCUUUGACUUGGUAAACAUUCAUCUUUUCCAUGAUGCUUCCAAUUUAGUCGCUUGGGAAACAAGCCCAUCGGUUUACUCAGGAAUAAGGAAUAAGGCCCUUGGUUAUGUACUUGACAGAAUUAUAGAUCAGCGGUUUGAGAGAAUUUCAUAUUUUGUCUUUGGAGAUUUCAACUUUCGACUGGAUGCCAAAUCUGUGGUAGAGACACUUUGUGCAAAGGCUACAAUGCAAACCAUCCGGGCUGCUGACACUAAUGAAGUAGUCAAGCUAAUAUUCCGUGAAUCAGAUAAUGAUCGAAAGGUUAUGCUACAAUUAGAAAAGAAACUUUUUGACUAUUUUAAUCAAGAUGUUUUUCGAGAUAACAAUGGCACUGCGCUUUUGGAAUUUGACAAAGAACUGUCAGUCUUUAAAGACAAAUUAUAUGAACUGGACAUUUCAUUUCCUCCCAGCUAUCCAUAUAGUGAAGACUGUAGCCAGGGAAUGCAGUAUAUGAACACUAGAUGUCCAGCUUGGUGCGACAGGAUCCUUAUGUCACAUUCUGCCAAAGAGUUGAUUUUAAAGUCAGAAAAUGAUGAAAAGCAAGUGGUAUAUGACCAUAUUGGACCAAAUGUCUGCAUGGGGGACCACAAGCCCGUCUUCCUGUCCUUUCGAAUAGCCACUGGGGCAGGUAAACCUAUUGCCAAUGUGCACAAGUGUUGUGUCGUGCAGUGAUGUGGUGGAAAAAGAUGCCUUCGACAUGAGAAGAUCUUUCAAGAAAGCUCCUUAUAAGCAAGGAGGAGGACAAAGCAGAAGACCUUGAAGUCUAUCCCACAGUUUAAAUCGUGUCAGCUCUAUUCAUCCUUCAAGUCCUGCGUGCCAUGUUAUUGUUUUUAUUGUUGUUGUUUUAGGCUGAUCAUACACUAUCUUCUACAGCAUCUGGACUGUAGUCCCGAAAAACAAACAAAAACGAAUAAGAAAAACUCUCAUACCUCACCGUCUCGUAUAUUCCUGUGACAUCAAAUAUGAACUUUUUAUUUUUAUAUGGAGAUGCAUAUAUUAUGCCACAGACAGUCUGAUUGCCAAAAAUGAAACUCUCUAGUUUGCCACAGUGUUCUGUGUUUUAGACUUCACUGUGUUUUGUUUUUAAUUUGUCAAUGUGAAAUUAUAUAUGAUAUAUAUAAUAUUCAACAUUUAGGACCAUUUUCAUCACCCUUCUCUAGCGUAGAGCUAGGUUGGGAUUUUGUACAUUGCCUUGUAUAGUAGUCUCACUGUGAUAUUGUAUCUUUGACCAAGAUGUAUGGUUUCUGUGAUGGGGGGUGGGUAAUUAGGGUUAGAUGGUUGAAGUUGUUUGUUCUUGUUUUCCCCAUUUUUAUAGACAUUUUGUUUCCUCGUGUUAUUUACUAUACUGCCAUGUUCCAUGGGUUUUGAAUCACACAACAGCAGCUGCUUUCUAUGCUUGUAUAUAUUUAUAUAUUUGUAUGUGAGUGUGUAUAGAGAUAUAUAUAUAUGUAUACACACACAGAUAUAGAAAUAAUUUAUAAUUAUAAACUGUUUCUCCUGAUAGAAAAUAGAUUUUUCAAACUAGAGUUAAAAUCUAGCAUAAGUACUCCUUAAAGCAGACACAUUGAAAUGAAUGGAUCUUCCCAUUCAUUUCAAUGUGUUUACCAAUGUAGGAUUUUACCCUAGCCCAACCUGUACACCCUUUGUGGCAGUCAAUUCCACUGGGUGUGUCUCUCUGUGUGUGCAGGUAUGUCCUUUCCCAUGGGCCUAAACUGCCAUCAAGAUCCAUGUGGCAGAAGGUCAUUUGCCGCUAACACAAUCCCAAAACAUGCUUACUCUGAAGCAAGUUUACUGGGUUUUCUUGAGAACUGCAGGUUUACCCAGAAGUAGGUGUAGCUAAGAUUGCUAGGGAAUAAGUAGCAGUGAGCCCUAAGACCUUACCUCAGAGGGGAAAAUGCCUAGGAUCCAAAAGCUGGGUACAUGUUUUAGGAUGUGGGUGUGAAUUUGUGUACAUAUGGACCCACUUGAGAUUCAUUUCCAAGAUUUCUUAUUUAAGAACGGGUAGCCUUAGUGCCCAAUCAGCCCAAGGGUUGCCUUUGCUGGUGUGUGUAUAUAAAGCCAGGACACUUCUCCAUCUGCAGACUGUAGUCACAUAUUUAAGCAGCAAAUUCUGGUGCUGAGCAUUGUAGCUGAAAACAAUAAAAACAUGAGGGAAAAAACAAACCAGCCACACACCAGGUAGCAAUUUUUCAGUGUAGCAAAGGGCCAGAAAGAAGGAGCGAGGCAGGGGUCGUGGGCCAUAAACCUUAAUGCUGGUUGGAGACUUUCCUUUGCCCACCUUUCUCCACCCCCAUACCCUACUCCUCUUAUUUUUAACUCUUCCUCCCCCACCCUACCCCCCGUUGUACAGCAUUAAAAGGUGAUUAGUGAGUCUGUUGAUGAAACACAAAUGGAGGACUUUAUUGAUUUCAUUUAGAACACUACCGAGUUCAGGGACUAGGAGGUGGCGGGUGUGCUGGGUAUAAAUCACACGCUGGAGCUGUGUGUGUGUGUGUAGGGGAGGAUAAAAUCUGAGGCAAAGGGUUGCCUUCUGUUGAGCACAGAACCGGCGCCACACACACACAGCGCAGAGUGGGUGAAUCACUGGGUAUAUAUGAAGGCAUCAAGGAUGGAGCCAUGUGGGAAUUGGGAAAAAGGUUGUAUUUGGCGUGUUCACUUUGAAAUGAGCAUUCUAGUUUUCAAGCAAUAAAACUGAUCAUGGUGAAAA
Molecule: messenger RNA, 4173 nt
Organism: Varanus komodoensis (Komodo dragon)
Lineage: Eukaryota; Metazoa; Chordata; Lepidosauria; Squamata; Varanidae
Gene: INPP5A
Product: inositol polyphosphate-5-phosphatase A
Exons: 17
Coding region: 804-2138 (444 amino acids)
Biological process (GO): phosphatidylinositol dephosphorylation
Molecular function (GO): inositol-polyphosphate 5-phosphatase activity
Source: RefSeq, a predicted model, not a curated record